Messenger RNA from Leopardus geoffroyi (Geoffroy's cat), 1509 nucleotides. It is a transcript of the gene ASPDH, whose product is annotated as aspartate dehydrogenase domain containing. The record is from RefSeq and is a predicted model, not a curated record. Gene Ontology annotation, biological process: NAD+ biosynthetic process. Gene Ontology annotation, molecular function: NADP binding; L-aspartate dehydrogenase [NAD(P)+] activity. The transcript has 8 exons. NCBI's taxonomy places the organism in Eukaryota, Metazoa, Chordata, Mammalia, Carnivora, Felidae. Bases 506 to 1372 code for a protein of 288 amino acids.
UGGUGGAAGCUGGGAGGAGCCGGGCUCCAGCUCCUGCUGCCUGUGGGGAGAUGGGGCGCGGAGACCAGGCCUGGCCUCCCUGGGAACUCAGGGCGGGCAGGAGAUGUGGGCCUGGCCCAGCCGGGACCGAAUGGCCACCAGCCCAGAGAAGAUGGGGCGGGGCUGGAGGUCCAGGGAGAGGCCCUGAGACAGCGACAGGAGGGAAGGAGAGAGUCAGGGACAGAGAACCAAGGGAGGGAAACAUGGAGGGAGGUAGACAAGAAACACGGGCGAGAGGCAUGGGGCUGGGCGGGGGUGCGGCAGGGCCAAGGACUGGGCCGGAAACUCAGGAGCAAGGGACGGAGAGCCCAGAGUCCCCAACACCGUCUCCUCUCCCUCACUCCCAACCCUCUCUGCCCCCACCCCAGGCAGGAUGCGGUUUCCAUGACAACCUGGCCGGGCAGAAAGGGGGGGGCUGGGGACUGCAGAGGAAAUUUUCCACAUCAGCAGAAAGGGAGGAGGUAGAAUGCAGGAAGGAAGGGGCUGGGCAAGGGUCCCAAGGAGAGUCGGGGUGGUGGGCUACGGCCGCCUUGGACAGUCCCUUGUUUCUCACCUGCUGACUCAGGGACCAGAACUGGGCCUCGAACUUGUUUUUGUCUGGAAUCGCGACCCGGGACGAAUGGCAGGGAGCGUGCCUCCUUCCCUGCAGCUCCAGAACCUCGCUGCCCUCGGGGAGAGGCACCCCGACCUUGUAGUGGAAGUGGCCCAUCCCCAAAUAAUCCAGGAAUCUGGGGCACAAAUCCUGCGUCACGCCAAUCUCCUGGUGGGGUCCCCCUCAGCCCUGGCUGAUCAGGCCACAGAGCGGCGGCUCCUGGAGGCCUCGCACCGCUGGGACCAUGCUGUGUUUGUGGCCCGGGGGGCCCUGUGGGGCACUGAGGACAUCACCAGAUUGGACGCAGCUGGGGGCCUCCAGAGUCUUCGUGUCACCAUGGCCACGCACCCCGAUGGUUUCCGGCUUGAGGGACCGCUGGCUGCAGUGCGCAGCACUGAGCAUCGCACGGUGCUCUAUGAAGGUCCCGUCCGCCGGCUCUGCCCCUUCGCCCCCCGCAACUCCAAUACCAUGGCGGCCGCUGCCCUGGCUGCCCCCAGCCUGGGCUUUGACCGCGUGGUUGGAGUGCUCGUGGCUGACCUCAGCCUCGCAGACAUGCACGUGGUGGACGUGGAGCUGACUGGCCCCCCGGGCCCCACAGGACGAAGCUUCGCCGUGCACACCCACAGGGAGAACCCCGCAGAGCCAGGCGCGGUCACGGGCUCUGCCACCGUUACCGCGUUCUGGCGCAGCCUCCUGGGCUGCUGCCAGCUCCCCUCCAGGCCGGGGAUCCAUCUCUGCUGAGAAGCCGCCUCCUUCCCUAGUGGACAUCUUCGUCUCAUUUACGGCCCCCCACUACCAGCCCGCUGCUGCCCUGGCCUCGGUUACCCCGGCCCUUCCUCCUGGCUCAGUAAACAUUGGAGACUCUUCUCCCUACAAGC